GACGUAGCGCCGCGCGGGCAGCGCGGGGCUGGAGCAGCGGCCAGUGCGUGUCACGGCGCGGGAUCGUCGACUCGCGUUCCACUCGACGGCGCCUUCAGCUCGCGAGUCUAUCGCAGCCUCCGUUUUUUCUUUCCCGUGCACACACGGGCUGCGUGAGCCGCGGUCGUGUUGCCCGUCUCGAGCCGCGUCCGAGCGGGCCCGAGCCCGCUCGCGAGCCUCUUACGACUCUCGGCUUUUGUGCAGUUGUCCUAAAUAACCUGGUGCGCCUGAAAGCCUCUGGGGGAGAAGAGAAACGAGCGCGAGCCGGGGACCGGCGAGGAGGAGCCGUCCGAGCCUCUCCUCGGAUAAAAUUUUCAUUAAAAACACCCUCGACGAGCGCCACGAGGAUUAAACGAAAUAAUCGCCUCUUUCGAUAGGCCAAACGCCGAUUAUUCGCCGCCGGAGUUCACGCGAGACGAGCACUCUCCUCAACUCCUCGGGCCCUUCAAGUCCGGCCAGGAUGCCACCUGUAAUUGGGAGGUGGCAGGCUCACCCGGGCAAAUGAUUACCAGGAGUAUCUACGUCGGAGAUUGAAAGCGCGGGCUGACAGGAGCGGAUGAAUUUGGAAAUAGACUGUGCGGGAUAAAGGAUCGCGGGAGCAGGAGGCGGAGGGCGGUCGAAAUAUUUCGCGUCAGAGACGGUAUCAUCACCCUGCGGCCACAGCGAGAGUAAUUUUCGUUCGGCGAAUGCGGGAGGGAGGAAGGGAGAAGGAGGAAAAAGGGUUGGUCGAGGCGAGCGAGGUCCGGGUGUCCGGGUGUGUUUUCAAGUCCUGAAUGGACGAUGUCAUCCAGGUCGCGGUUUCCAGGGAGGGGGGAGGGGGGCUGAUGCGGAAGCAGGCUCCUGAGAUAGCGACGCGUGUGUAUCAACUAUGAGGAAGGCCAAAUUUAGCGGACUCGGAGAAUAGAGGAGGGGAAAACGUGACCGCGAAGGAGCGAGCGAAAAAGGAAGAAGGAAAGAAAAGCGAGAUACGACAAGGGCGGCGAGGGGGAGGAGAAAAAAGGAAAACGAUGGUCUCGAAGGCGCCGCAUCUUUGGCAAACGAGCUUCAACCUAUACCAGUGGCUCAUGAUCGUCGUCCACGGUUAUCGGGCGACCGCUGUCGUUCUCUCGUUGCUACUCAACAUCGUCGUGCAAACUGACUACCCGACGGCCGUUACUGCCGAGAUGGUGAGAGCGAACGUCAAUUCAGUGGAUCAGAGCUCCAAGCCCGUGGACGUUGAUUUACCGCCGACCCUGCCGAUGACUUUCGGUACGGAAAAUUCAAGUCGCGUCUCUGCACAGUCCGGCUCAACUGCUGUUCUCCCAUGUGUCGUCCACAAUAUUGGUGAAGGAACGGUAUCAUGGAUAAAGAGAAAAGGCAUAAAACAAUUAUUGACCGUUGGUCUAGCGACGUAUGCGAGCGACGAGCGCUUCCAGGCGAUACACUUUCAUCACAGCGAGGAUUGGAGCCUGCAGAUAAAGUACGUACAGCCGAGGGACGGCGGCAUGUACGAGUGCCAAGUGUCGAGCCAUCCACCGACCAGUAUAUUUCUCUUUCUCGAGGUCGUAGAAGCCCGAGCUGUGAUUUCCGGAUCAGCGGAGAGGGUCGUGCGCCCCGGUAGUACGUUGCAGCUGCACUGCCUCGUUGAAAAGUCGACCGAGACGCCGUCCUACAUCUUCUGGUACCACAACUUCCGUAUGAUCAAUUACGACGUUGAUCAGGGUGUCAAUGUAAGUACGGAUUUGAUUGCUCGCGAGAGCUGGCUCGAAGUACCGCGAGCGAGGUUCCGCCACUCCGGUAAUUACACGUGCGAGUCGAGCAACGCAUCGCCAGGACGGGCGUACGUCCACAUAUUCGACGGUGAAAAUCCAGCCGCGAUGCAGCACAGCAACGCCCUGUCCUCCAGAGUGGUCGAUCAUCCAGUCAAAAUUACAAUCUUCCUUGGAUUACUAAUCACUUUAUCAAGCUUCAUUAUCUCGACGAGGACGUCGGAGAAGAUGGAAGCGACGAUUACGAGGACGGCGAGGAGUGCGUCGUCGAAGCUCAAACUGAUCGGGAACUCGCAGCACACAGGACACGCGAACGUAUGUUAGAAACUCCUCCACUUGUUUCUAUAUGUUCGUCCGUGAGCUUCUUCCUCUGUGCGUGCGUGUGUCUGUGUGACGUAUUUCCGCGCGUGUGAGUGCGCGUGUGUGCGCGCGAGUGCGGCUGUCACUCAAUAAUAUUGGUUAGGAAGUUACCGAAGCAGAUACCGUUAACUGAUUUGUGUGGUAAAGACGUUUACUUGGGAACGACGACAUGAAAGCUGUGUAAUGAUAUAUUGGUGCAGGGUGAGCCAAUAACUACGAGGACGUCAAGUAACUCUGCAAAUUUUCUUUCUCAAUGAUUUUUCGCGGUGAAUUUUACAAUUUUUUCCAACUCGUUUCACCUGCGUCAAUCGCUACGAUCGAAAAAGAGGAUGAAACGUUGUUCGAAAAACUUGAGAGCACUUCAGACUCCCGGAGAUUUUGACCUUUGGGCUUGCUCGAUCUCUGGACCGGAAGUGACAUUUUCUCCUCAUAUUUGGUAGCUGUUGGCGAGUUUCAAUUUUCAACAUGUUCACUGACUUCGUAUUUAUUUAUUCACCCUCAAUUUAUCCAUACCGAUCUAGUCUAUUUAUAGUCUAUGUAUAGAAAUAUAAUUACGAUUAUAAGAUUAUACGAUAGCGAUAAUGUUGGAGCACAUGGAAAAAAAAACACUUUUGUAAAAUAUUGUUUCUAUCGAUGUUUAUAGUUUCGUCGAGAUGUUGCGCAGGUCGAGAGCAUUUGGACGUUCGAACGAAACGCUGCGACGUUUUUUCCGAACGUUGCGUCCUCGGGAACCUGCUGUUUUUUUUUUUAGGAACAUUUUUUUCGUUCAAUCGUCGUUCUUGAAACGAUCGAAUCCGCUCGGACACGUGAUCCGUCAUGGGAGCGCACUCAGUUCAUAUUUUCAUCAGUUUUGUAUCGCAACACUUACUCAAUGUUUAAAUGUCGCUCACUCACCUGUUGAAAUUUGAAAAAAAAAAAGAAAAACAAAAAAAAACAAUAAAAAUAAAAAUUUAUCGAAAUGAGGUGAAUAAUUGCAUGACGCGUGUGUGCAAAUAUGCGAAAUCUUCGAUAUCACAGGUUUCGUUCUCUUCGUAGAUCUUUUCGGAAUCUCGAUAGAAAUUGAUUAAUAUCCUCCUACGAAAAUGAAUGUAAAUUAAUAGUUCGGGGCUCGUACGCACGCGCGUUAUUCGCUAAGCAAUUUCUGCACUUCCCCCCCCCCCCUGCCCCUGCACCUCGUCGACCUCUUAGGCGAGUAUGAUUAUUGAUGCGUACGCUUGCAUUGUGUCGUUGCACGUUCUCCGUUUCAGGACGACGGUUUCCCUUUAUUUGCAGCGAGAAAUUUCACGUUACAGUUCCAUUCGUACCGUUUACUUCGUACGUGCUUUUAUUCAUAUUUGAAAAUGUUACGUUCCGUUGAGAACGAACUGAGCGCAUGAAAGUAUCGGAAAAAAAUGUAUUUUUUUGUAUGAAAAUUGAAAAAUUCUCCUCUCCGAAGCGUAGCGAGAAUGAUGUUUGAAUUUCCGACCGACGAUAUUCCAGGCAGACCUGAAAAAAACCUCGAUUAACACAGAAAUUUUUCUCCCAAUUAGACAACUCGGCCAAUCAGUUAACUCGGCUUACACUAGAUGUGUUAAAAAACAAGGGGAAUUAUAGAAACGAGUGAAGUUUCCAAAUACCGAGAGAAAACGCGCUAUUAUCGCUCGACGUUACUGAUCCCCAAUUUAGUUGGUUUGUUCGGUGUACGAAAGAGUCGGGAGAUACGAGAGAAAAAGCGAGAAGUUGUUAUCGGCCAAAUAACAGAUCCUGCUCGGCGGGCCGGGCACCGAGUUUCUUUUCGCCUACUUUAUCGCCGGGAAUGUCUCGGUACACUGCACGACGAAUUUAUUCAAAUAGCAUCGGUCGUAAACUCGGUGAAUUUCGGGGUUAAGAACCUCGAAGCAGCCUCAUUAUUUGGGCUCCUUUUUGCUCACGUCUCAUUAGCGACUCUUCUAUUUUCAAUUGCGUUUUGUCCACGAGUCCUCGAUGCUUUUUCUCCCUCACUAAUUCUCGGCAAAGUACAUUGCCAACAUAACCGAGUUUACACGACUUUUUUAAAGCUCGAUUCGCUCAACUGCCGCUCGCAAUAUUCCUUCGGCAGCAAAAUCGUUCGGGAACAUCGUGAUUUUGGCGAGGAUAACGAGGUUAUCUUCGCACCAACAUUCUCGAGGUGUUUUGUAUCGAUUUUCGUUUAAUUUCCGAGCCCGGUAAAGAGUACGGAGCCGCGGAAGCUCAUUAAAGGCUUGCCGUGUAACGAGCUUUACAUCGACUUUUUAUUAGACUUCAUUUGCGUUUUGAUAUUUUGUCGAGAAAGCCGGUGGCGUGCGGCGGUGCGCAGCGUAUGGGUAAAUAACCAGGCGCCGACGUGUGUUGUCUCGGGAAGGUUUGCGGGCACGUAGAAUCUCGGAAAUGUAUUAGAAAAUAUAAGCGAGCGCGGGCGAGCCUUUAUCGAGCGCGUUUAAAUUGCUAGCCGUGCUGCGUUGUAGCGACGAGGAUAUGCUGGCGCGCGCGGUGGUUGAGCGAUGCGAGAUCGCGCAAGGGGCUAAAAGCACCGCAGGAGCAAAAAUUAAUUAUCCGGUAAAAGUGGCGGCGAGAUAAAUAGUGCGGAGGAGGCUGCGAGCAGGGCCAAGGUGGGGUCGAAAGGAGACGCGUUGGUGCCACAAAGGGGGAUUGUGCUCUGCGAAAGGGGUCAGAGCAGGGUGGGCGCGCGAGCGAUAUGGAGAGCGAAUCGCUCGUGGGUGCGAUCAGUGUGCGCGAGAAGAAGCGUUACGAGGGCGCCACAAACAUCGAAAGAGCAGCUUCUCAUCAGCGUUUCGUUCAUCGCAUAAAAAACUUAUGCGUCACUCGUUCGUGUCAUUUGUCUGAUGGCGAAAGCGAGGCAGACACUGUAAAACAAAUGGAUCCUCCGUAGGAGUAAACGCGGUGAACGCAGAGCCAAUAAAUUCCGAGGCUACGAGAACGAUAUGAAAAAGAUAAAGCCAGUGGCGGUACGGAUGAAUCUGAGCUUUUUCAAAUAUUGGCUCCCGUCUCUUUCCCCACUACGAGCUCUCGACUUUCAUACUUGCUUCUUAUCCCCUCAGAAUACUUUUCCUCCCCUCGUCGCUGUUAGCUUUCGAGCCGAGUCGCAGUCGCGGUGCGUGAAACGUUUUUUCCUCCUUUUUCUUCGCUUUCAAUGAUCUUUUUACUCUCAUUCUUCAGAUAAAGUUCGCCUCCACAUUUUCAUCUCAAUCAUCCCACCGGACCAUAUCUGCAAACUAGAUGUAGAAAAAAGUUGACGGGAUAUGUGCGCGAGUGAGAGCAGAACGCGAAUGAGAAUAAGGUCGGUAUAAAUUCUACUUGAAGAGAUAAAACGCGGAUAAUACGAAUAACCGGAGAAAGAAAAUACGAGAUUGCUCAAAACGACGCGUUCAUUGCAUACGCGUUUAAGUAGAAUAAGGUACGCGACGUAAGCCGGAUGAUCAUUCGGACUGUGAUACGCCGAAAGAUAAUGUAACUUUGUCUUCGUACCGAUUGUCGUGUUUAUAAUUUCAUAACUAUAACUAAUCGAGACCUUUGUAAACAUAGAAAAAUCACAGAAAAAAUACGAUAUCGAUGAAACAGUCGAACAAAAUAGUCGAGAUCGCUGGACGCGAAGUAUGAUUUCACUUCGCCAACGAAAAUAGAAGGAUCGGGUCCCGGACACUAGUUCCCGUCAAUCGAGUCAAUAUUGACAUAUUAAUGAAAAAUUUUGUCGAUAAUAUUGACGAAAUUAACAACGAAAAUCGAAAGAAACUCGAUUAGUUUGAAGGCAUUUGGGUCUUCUUCUCUUUACCCUCUCGGACUCGCUUCCAGGCCCCAGAAAACUGCAUCGGUCACUGAGCUCGAGGUUCUAACUGCUUUAACCCAUCGAAAUAUCAAUAUGAAUCCGCGGCGCUUCGUGUUGGGUCGGCGCUGCGUGUGAAAACGCCUUUCAGUUAUCGCAAAAGCAAAGCGAGUACAAAUUUCGUUUCCGUACUUCGCAGCGAACUUUCAGAAAUUCGUAUUUCCCACCAAAAAAACUGAAAUGUCACGAUGGCUUCGUAAACUAGAAAGUAUUUUGAAAUAAAACAAUGAAAGGCGUAAUUUUGCUUCAACGCGGAAAUAGGCCUCGCGUGGAGAACAGAACCGACAUUGGAACCUAAAAACCGAAAUGCUGGACAAGAUAGUACAGAAAAAAGUGCGCGAAUAAAUAGUGUAUUAACUGUUUUUUGACUGUUCGGUGAGCUUAGCCACCGAAAACGGUGUUUUUCAUGUGCGCACGUUCGUCGAUAAUCCCACAGGGAUGUAAGUGUACGCGCGUGUACGAAGGUGAGAAAGGAUGUGAGCUAGAGAUAAAGGGAGGGGGCGAGCAGGUCUCGUCGCGGCUGGAAAGGAAUCUCUUUUGCGUGAAUGGUUUGCCGAGCGAGUAUAUAUGUACGUUUCGAUUCUGUUUAUCCUCAAAUCGAGUUAGAAGCGGGCGUGUGGAAGUGGGAAUAUGUGGGAGGAGGCGAUGAUAUUGGAAGAAAUGGAUCCCCGUGUGCGGGGAAGCUUUCUCGCUCGAAAUUCCUUCGAAAUCCUCACUAAUUUCGCUCGCAGCUUCGAUUUUUUUCUCUCUCUUUUCGGCCCUCAAUCCCGCGUGGAGGGAGAGGACGUAAUUAUUCCGUGAGGAGAGCUCGAGUGCGGUAAAAGCUUUCGUAGCUGGGAGGGCGAACGAGCCAACUUUGUACAGGGGCUUUCACAGUGAGGCUGGACGCGUACGUGUGCGCGCGGAACGCCGGGCACACACGAAUCCGCAGACACGCGUGUACAUAUGUGAUUAACCGGCGCUUGUCUCGUUUCGAUUCUGGCAGGCUCCUCGUUCCGUUGUGUAUCUUGGGUUGGAGAAGAGACGAUGGGAGAGAAGGAUUUCUGAGUCUAAAGUGCGCCACCUGAUGUCGAGCUCGAGGAGAAGGUAGCGCGGGGCAGACUCGCGCAGAUCCGCACGUUCAAAGCACACGGUCGAGGCGCACACGUGCGCUGGCAGAGGCAAACACGAGCAAAUGUACGAGCGAGGAGGAAAGCUCGAUACGCUACUGGCGAUUAAUUCAAUUGGUUGAAUUUCCGCGCGAUUCACGGCUUGAUUAAACUCUCGGAGAUCGAGCGAUGGAUACCUCUACAAAUGGAGGCUGUGUACGUGAAUUCCUCUGUGUAAAGGAGGAUCGUUCCGUGUGCGUCGGGCCAUUGCUCUGGGCCUAAAUGAAAGAGGAAUUUCCGUGAUGCGAGGACCGCUGGGUGGGCUGCGAGAGAGUCGAGUUGCUCGAGCGAUAUAGAGGGCGUGCGAGGCUGAGCGGUCACGCGUACUUUUACCCUGGGGUUGCCAGAGCUGCGAUAAACAUUUCCUCUCGCCGUGGGAAAGCGCUUCGCGACGAGUCAUCACGUUUGCGAGUCACCGCGGGGUUUUUUCGCGUCCGUGCGCGCAGAGAUUAAAUUUCCCACGAAAAAGUCAUCCGCAGCGCUUUUAUUUCACUGCUGAUCGACUUUUUCGGAGCGCUUUUAUAAAAACGAGCUCUCAAUAUCCACAGCGCUAGUUUAACCUGAGCAUUGAAUUCGCGCGUCGUCGCGACCUUUUCCCGGCAAAAUUUAACCUUCCCCGACAUUCCGCACCACUUUUCCUUUAUUUCGUAGCGUUCCGUACAGCCCAACGAUGAAAGUGCGAGUUAUGCCGCCGGCCGUAAUAAUCGACGAUCCAUCAAGCGCGCGGGGCCGUUUAAUCAGAAGAAAACCUAAAAACUUUCGAUAUACUCUCCGUUAAACUUAGAACCUCGUAACAUUAAUCAUUCGAGCUCCCAAAGAGCCUCUGCACCUCUCAAUCCCCUGUACAUAUGUACCAUUAAAUAAUACGUAUACGAGAAAGCACGCACGCCCCAACGAGUCGGAAUACCUCUCGCGAUGCUUCCCAGCCCAGAUAUCGAGUGCUGCCCAACAAAGGGGCGCACCUUGUCCGCGAUUAAACAGAUCGUAAUAUUUGUUUUAUGUCAUUUUUGUAUAUAUGUAUCGAGAAUAUAUAAUACAUACAUGUGCAAACGAUCAUCUAACCUCGUACUCUGUUAGGAGAGGUGAAUCUAUAAACCUCCUGGUGCGACGACGAUUAAUGAGGCCAUGUGAGCAUUACAGCCCCUCCUGCCCCCUCCCACGAGUACGACCCCGUCGGUUAGUACCUAUGUAAAGUUCGUUACCGCCAUUCUGAUGAACGACGAAUUUUCCGAACACACACACAAACACGCGAACACUCGCGUACGCACACACGUCCACGAACGUAUGUACAUAUAGGGAUGUCUUUUAUUUCGCUCAUUUAAGCUGCUAUAUAUAGACCGCCCCGUUAAUCCAUUGUUGUGUAUUACACUCUCCCGAGCCUUCUCCCGCGAACACGAAGGAAAUCUCGCACUUUGAUCACUAGCCUCCUCACCUCACACCUUCCUUCUAACCCUCAAACUAGAUCGCACACCUAGCUCUCUAGACUUUUCGCAAGCAAACCGUUCGUCGUGCUUCUCGAUUUGUAGAAUCCGCUAGUAUUAAGCACUGUAUAUAUAUAUACUAUACACACACAUUGUAUAUUUGAUGAUGAAUAUUGUAAUAAUUAUUGAAAAUAAAGCGAUAAAGAAUCAAUGGGAA
This is a messenger RNA of Venturia canescens, 8771 nucleotides long. RefSeq lists its product as uncharacterized. The record is from RefSeq and is a predicted model, not a curated record. The transcript has 5 exons. Gene Ontology annotation, cellular component: neuron projection membrane. Bases 1047 to 2111 code for a protein of 354 amino acids. Gene Ontology annotation, biological process: synapse organization. Lineage: Eukaryota; Metazoa; Arthropoda; Insecta; Hymenoptera; Ichneumonidae.